Messenger RNA from Xylona heveae TC161, 1264 nucleotides. RefSeq lists its product as hypothetical. Lineage: Eukaryota; Fungi; Ascomycota; Xylonomycetes; Xylonales; Xylonaceae. The transcript has a single exon. Bases 431 to 967 code for a protein of 178 amino acids. The record is from RefSeq and is a predicted model, not a curated record.
UAAAUGCUCUCGACAUUUGUGCGUUAUCUCGGGCCCAACCACAUCUGAAGAGCAAGGGCCAAUAAUUCUGACGAUUUAACCUUUUUUGGGCUGUCUGUGCCCCAAGUGUCGAAUCUACCUUUUCAAUCUCAUAAUUCAUUGGUGACAAUCAUCCGCCGCAGACAAAUGGCUUCAUUUAGCAAAUGCUCUUCGGAUGCUCCUCUAGUGCAUUGUACAAGGUAUUUGAGCAGAGGAAUAUUGAAAUACUGUGUCGAUGGCUAGGCUAGGAUGAGGUGUUAUGUUGGCCACGGGCGCGAGCAAUGAAAGUCGCUGUGCGAUCCUACCAGGCAUUUGAAUCAAACCUAUAACAGCAUAUAGUUUGUUCCCCCUCAAAGUGGCUGUUCAUUGAGUUGUUUCAUUAAAAAUCAACUUUUGUUUUUCUAGUCGAUGAAUGCCAGCGCUCCACGACCCAAUCACUCCGCUGCAAAAGUUCCUGGUCGCCUGUCUGGUGCCAGCUUCUUCUCUAUUCUUCGCUGUGGUGCUCCUCGCUCAACUCCACGUCGCUCACGUGAGACAGGUCCGUGCGUUCAUCUUUAUUGGUGGUUUGAGCACAUUUUUACUUGACACAUGGGAACGAGCACUCAUUCUAUUCCUAAUUCUGGGAUGGACCAAGUCUCCGACAUCUUUUUCCCCCCGAAUCAAUCGUCUUUCUACUUGUACGAUUCCUUGCGGGCCUUAUCAACUUGCGCUCGGCUGUUUUACUUUACGAGAGGACCGAUUAGAUGUCAGCGAGACAGGAAUGAUAGGGCAACGCAAGCUGAAACACGUUGCAGGCAAGGCUGUAACUUUUGAGUCUUACGUUGGGCGCGUCAUGCGACACCACCCCACAAGUCUACUCCGUGUCCCCAUACCGCUAUCGGGCCUCCCCGGAAUGGCGGUGGGGACAAUGAUGUUCUGUUCCAACGACCUGGUACACCCGCAUGGCUAACCUCUCUCUCUCUGUCGCAUGGCAAUUUCACUCUCUGCGCAUUUUGCUAACCUUCCUGGAGCACGGUGUGAGUACUGAAUGGUGUGAAUCAGCUCAGGAGCUCUUCGGGGAUCGACUUCGACUAUUUCUUGCAUUGCUGUAGAUGCAAUGUGCAUUUAUUGCAUUUCAGACUUUUACGGUGUUCAUCUUGCAUCUUUUAUAGAUGUAGGAUCUUGCAUUACUGCUUUUGUCAUUUUGCCUUUUUUUUUGCUGCUGUGUCGUCAUUGCACCUGCGACAUAAUCAUAUUGCAUGAUCGU